UCUAGAAGAGGGUUGCAGUGACCUGCAGCGAUGCACAGCGAAGUUGUCUGCACGUGGCAUCCAACUCUGCACCGAGUGUAGUGAGGUGAAUUAUGUCGCAAAGGAAGUGGACAGGAUAAUUGGUCAGGUGCGAAGUUCUCUACUGGACUGACUUCGUGUGAAGUGCGCUGACUUCUAGCAGACUGAAGUCAUAUGACGUUCAAGGUACACAAAACAGAAGAAACGGGGUCAGAAUCCUGGUACUGGCAGAGUUCAUCCACACAAAUCUAAGUACUGCGGUGCCCAUCAGAAUGACUAUGGAUAUUAACACGCAGCAGUGCGUACGUGUUGAACCCAGCACGGCCAUAAACAGCAGUAGCAGUUCUACCACAACGACGAGAAGUUCCGCGUCUCCGGACAAUAACCGCUCGCCAGCACCACCUUUCACACCCUCAUACUCUCCCAACCUGCCCACCACAACGACCACAAUCCCCCCUCGAAUUACCAAGAGAAGUUUUGACGUUGCAUUUCUCAUGGCUCCAGAUGAUAAUUUGACCAAAAAGCAGUUACAGCAGGAGAAGCAACUCAGACUAGUGACUACAAGCAGUCUGAUGAACCGUACGUCACCGAUAGUAACGCACAAGACAUCGCCGCGUUCAUCGGUAUCCCCACAUGACAUUGUAUUCAACAGCCACAAUCCAUUGCUAGGUGGCAUCACAGAAUCUACAAUACCAAGAACGUAUUCGGAGCAUGCGCUGUUAGGAGACAUAACUGAUUCCCCAGUGAGAAACAGCAGUCAAAUAUCUGGUGGAAUUGAAGUUAUCCCAAGACAACACAAUCAGAGACUUAUGAUAAGUACACACCAAAGUAAGGUUGGUUUGUUCGAGCAUUCAGGUCUCUUAGUUCCAAAGACGAUUUAUAAUCAUGAGGAUCUCGUUGACAGAGUUAAUAAAAGUCAUUUUAGCGGGAGCAAAAAUCAAGACUUGAACCUUAUCAACAUGAGCAGUACAAGAUCCAGUUUCCACCAUGACGAUAUUCUAGAAACGCCCAGUAAAAGCCAUAGAAAUCAAGAUAUAAAUUCUGCAAGUAACACGUCGACAGGGUUAAUGAUCAGGAGUGCGUUUACUAAAGUUACAUCUUCAAAAUUUGAUCCUAGUAACCUUUUAAAUAUGCCAUUACCAACGUCUCCUUCUUCAGUGUCCCCCAUAUCCGAAGGCCUUUCACCAGAUCAUGUCACGUAUCAAGGGAGUAUGAGUCCUCCAACACUAGGGCCUGAUCCAACAUCCCCUCUCCCUCCACACUUCAUACAUCCAACCCCCAAACAAUUUCAAAGUACUAUGCCAUUAUUAAAUCCCAAUCAGCACCUCUCACCUAACUCUCUCACCGGUUCAUCUCCCUCAGGAGGAAAGACACUAACAUCGUACUCAUCAGCAGCAUUUCUACUCCAAGAGAAUAACAGCACGAAACAUAUCAAAACCAGUAACGGACUGUGUAGCAGUGGAGUUGCUGUGGGUUCCAGCAAUGGAAAUUUCCGAAACGACAUCGAUAGUUAUCUUAUGAAGGCAUCGAUAACAGCUACCAACCAUCAUCAUCUCUACAGUACCAAUGAUAAGGAACUAUUGUCUGGGUUCCCCAACACCGGAUCCAAGUUACGACCCACCGGCAUGCUCUAUCACCACCCAGAGUCCGUGGCAGCUUACUCAACUCUGGCCGCAGCUGCAUAUCCAUUCGCUGCAAAUUUCUCUUCGACAGCAGCCGAACUUCUAGUCACACGCGCACCUCCACCAAGCCUUCUGACAGCAGCGACAAACCCCGCAGCAGCAUCACUGCUACCGCCAUCAUUCGCUGCUCUAUCACUACCUGCGCAGAACGUAUGCGCAAAGUGCAAUAUUAGCUUCCGUAUGACAUCAGACUUAGUGUAUCACAUGAGGUCGCACCAUAAAGGCGAUCAUAUCAACAACGACAUGAUGAGAAGACGACGGGAACAGGAUAAAUUAAAGUGUCCAGUAUGCAGCGAGAGUUUUAGAGAGAGGCAUCAUCUCACGAGGCACAUGACGGCGCACCAGGACAAGGAGGGAGACAUGAUAGAUGAGACUGAGGAUGUUCAGAGGAGCGACGCCGGAGUGGAACCUGCAGGAAGGCGAAGAAUGACAUCUGCGUUGAUAGUAGCAGGUCACAAUGCGACAGCUAAAUGACAGCGACCACUGAUAAGACGUCAUCAGCAACAAACGAGAAAAUUGUUCGGAACGUCUAUGAAUCAGCAGGAUUAUAUACUGGGGAAUUACCGUCAACAAAAUCAGUGACAAAUGAAAAUAAUUGGAACAGACAUUUGCGUUAAAAACCUGAUACCAAAUGACAUAAACGGAUGUUUCAUAAGUCUACAAGAAAAAUCAGACAGUAGAUUGUUCUACUUUAAAGUCAACUCAUAAACACACUCUACUGCCGACAAAAAACACUUUGAAGAUAGCGCCAUUGCCCUGGACGAUUUGUGUCCAUAUCCUUCAUGGAAUGGCAAUCUGACAGAAAAUGGAAGGUCAGGGGGUUAGUUUACAUUUCAAGUGACGAAAUGUUACGCUAAUAAAAUAUCUUAAGGAAACUUCCCAAAUAAGUUAAAGUGAUAACAUCUUAAACCAAGCUUAUGCAUAACUUUAAUUGCUUUAAAAUUGUUACCAUAGAAUUUCAACCUCAUAGAAGUUAAAAUUGGUAUUGUAGAACUGCAAUGUCAAAAAUCAUGAAUUCAUCAAAUCUACUUUCACACUUUAAAACUCGACAUUUCUUUAUGAUAUUCGUAAUACUUUUAUCGAACAAAAUCAUCAGUGAAAUUAAACUGACUACCAGGCAAAAGAUGUCAAAAAUACCUUUUUGUGGAAGCCUAAAGUUCAUUACCGUGCUCAAAGGUACUCAUUACUUAUAAAUGCUGAGCCAAAUUAAUACAGUUUACAACUUCAUGUUGUAAUUGAUUUUUUUUAAUAUUAUAAUCCAAUCUAUGGUCCUUCCUUCAGGUUUGUACAUUGUCUCUUCCAAAACUUUAAGUCGUGUAAAAAAGAAUAGCCUAGCCCACCAUAUCAACAGCGUUUUGGAAUUAUUUACGUACUUGAAAAUGUUUCUUAAUUAAGUAAAAAAACAAUUGUUAGGAAAAGUAAACCUUUAUCAGCCCCCCAGGACUUCCAUGUUCCUUUUCAUAUAAUUCAUCAGGUCAGUGCAAUUCCAAACUGAAAAAUUAAAAGGGCCAAAUCGUUCAGAGGUCAGAAUCUGAGAAAAAUCACUUCCAGGUCAAAGUCGGAUUUUAGAUAAUCGCAGAUCUGAGACAAUACAAAUGUUGCAAGAACUACAAGCCACACCUAUCAGGUAAAUGAUUAACAAACUAAAUAUACUCUUUGAUUGUUUAACAACGCUGUUUCAACUGGAGAGUAUAAUAUCGCGUAAAAUUUGUUAAACAAUUUGCAGUUUUAAAGUACGUAUGGAUUCGGUCGUGACUAAAUAUAUAAAAUACGAUCGUAUGAUUUCCCAUUUUGUCACAUAUACUUCAGUCCAAACUUCAGCAAUAUUCAUAGAAAUAAAUUAGUAGGACAGACUGUACAAAAUACAAUGCCAGAAAUAUAAUCACGUUCAUUAUAGAAAUAAUUAAUUCUUGUAAAGGACUAAUUAAUCUAUCACGUUUACCCCACCUUCCUUUGAUGAACGUAUUGGGUUAAUUACUGUAAUCAAUCGAGUAAAUUAAUUUCCAGUGAGACGAAGUCUUAUUGCGAAAUUACCGUUUGAAUUUAAUACUGAGGGAUACUAAGUAAAAUCCAAAUGAUUUUAUCCAGGCUGGGUCGACGGUUUAAAGAAUUAUAAGAGGCCAACAAACACCUUCAUCUAAUUUCUUACUGGAAACAACGCUAGAGGAAACUAGAGUGGUAUUUUACAAGCUCAAAAUUAAAGUUAUAAAAUUCACUCAGACAACACACAGAACGAAGAUUUCAGGCCAACAUGGCGGUUCUCUGCUAAUACGUAUUAUAUUUAUGGCUUCUAAUAUUCUUCAUGUUGGCUCUACUGCCGACGAAUAAGACUCUGAUACUGUGUAAAUGUUGGCUGUAGUGCCAACAUUUCGGAUACGCCAUCUUCACCUUGAAGAUGUUUUAUCAUCUAUAACCCCACAAACAAUAUCGUGAACUUUGUGUUGUUAUAAGUAAUUUAUAAAUAAAAUGACGAAGUGGUAAUUAGAACAUUGCAAACCACAUCCUUCCGUCGCUUUUCACCCUUCAUCGCCACCCUAGCUUCAAUCAACCCUUUAUAUCCAAUCUCCCUACAGCUAUUCUCACAUACAAACCCUUAUUUAAUCUGUGUGUUCGAAAACUGUUAAAUUAAAUGGACCGAAAAGGUGCGAUAACACCCGAAUAAUCCCGAUUGUUCCCAGAUGUAUAGUUAACUGUGUUAUAGGUCGAUUAUCAGACGUACAGUCGAAAGCAGAAAAUUGUAUGCAGAAAGUGUGAAAAUUAAGAAAAUGUAUUUAAAUGUAUGAAUUAAUUAUGUUGUAAUACCAAUGUAAAAUGUGUAGAAAAUUGUCUGUAUGUACAUAAGUGUCAUAAUUAUCUGUUAAUUAUUCUAUUCCUUAGGGAGUAUCCUUGAUUUCGCUUUCCUUGAAUUUUCUUCGAUGUUUUACGAUAAAGUUGUGCCUGUGUUAUGCUGGAAAAGAUAAGCCAACCUGCAUUGUAAGAUGUAUUAUAGAACCUGAUAUCAUUAAAUUAUUCAUACAAAGUGAUUUUUGCAAAACUGAAUAUUUAAAUUUAGAGUUCAUUGACACUGUUAAAAUAGUUAUACCGUACGAAUUAAAUUAUAAAUCCCGUAAAAAUAAAGUUUAUGUAAAUUAACGUUGUUAUUUUAAUAAAGUGUGCGCUAAAAUAAACCGCACCAUGGAAAUAUAACUCAUUGUUAACAAACACUUAA
Molecule: messenger RNA, 4908 nt
Organism: Zootermopsis nevadensis
Lineage: Eukaryota; Metazoa; Arthropoda; Insecta; Blattodea; Termopsidae
Biological process (GO): regulation of DNA-templated transcription
Cellular component (GO): nucleus
Source: RefSeq, a predicted model, not a curated record